Colletotrichum fioriniae is the source of this 378-nucleotide messenger RNA. RefSeq names its product 60S ribosomal protein uL14 (gene RPL23A). Gene Ontology annotation, molecular function: structural constituent of ribosome; large ribosomal subunit rRNA binding. Gene Ontology annotation, cellular component: ribosome; cytosolic large ribosomal subunit. NCBI's taxonomy places the organism in Eukaryota, Fungi, Ascomycota, Sordariomycetes, Glomerellales, Glomerellaceae. The record is from RefSeq and is a predicted model, not a curated record. Gene Ontology annotation, biological process: translation.
AUGACCCUCGGUCUUCCCGUUGGUGCCGUCAUGAACUGCGCCGACAACUCUGGUGCCCGUAACCUUUACAUCAUCUCCGUCAAGGGUAUCGGUGCCCGCCUCAACAGACUGCCUGCCGGUGGUGUCGGUGACAUGGUCAUGGCCACCGUCAAGAAGGGAAAGCCCGAACUCCGCAAGAAGGUCCACCCCGCCGUCAUCGUUCGCCAGUCCAAGCCCUGGAAGCGUUUCGACGGUGUCUUCCUGUACUUCGAGGACAACGCCGGUGUCAUCGUCAACCCCAAGGGUGAGAUGAAGGGCUCCGCCAUUACCGGCCCCGUCGGUAAGGAGGCUGCUGAGCUCUGGCCCCGUAUUGCCAGCAACUCUGGUGUCGUCAUGUAA